GACAGGUCGGCCGUUUAGAAAGCGCAGGGACGCACAUCCCGCUAGUCGCGCUGUCAGUCGCAGUGCGGGGGUUGGCUAUACUGGUCCGCUCCUCCGCUAGCUUUAGCUUUAGCUUUGUUGUAUCACCUCGCCGCCAUGCCUAAACAACGACAGUCUUCGGAAAAUUGAUAACUUUUUAGGCCUGGUUCUUGUGACAGUCGGUCUUCCUUCCCAGGCGCAAUAUGAACACAGACGUAAACCGCCGGAUCCUCGCCAUCAAAGCCAAGAAGAAGCGCCAUAAAAAUGUGAAACGCAAGGGUAAACCGGAGGAGCAGGAGCCCAAGGACCUGAAACCCAACCCCAAUAGGUACGAUAAUGCUAGCAACUCAUCAUCGAAUGAAACUAACGAAGAUGAAGAGGAUGAAUACCUGUCGGUGGAGGAAGAGCAGGAAGACUCGUCCGACUACUGCAAAGGAGGCUACCACCCAGUGAAAAUUGGGGACUUUUUCUGCAAUAGGUACCAUGUCACUAGAAAGUUAGGUUGGGGGCACUUCUCUACUGUGUGGCUCUGUUGGGACAUGCAAGAAAAGAGAUUCGUGGCCCUGAAGCUGGUGAAAAGUGCAGCGCAUUUUACAGAAACAGCACUUGAUGAAAUCAAGCUUCUCAAGGCAGUCCGUGACUCGGACGUCAACGACCCGAAACGAAACAAGCUUGUCCAGCUUCUCAAUGACUUCAAGAUCAGUGGAGUGAAUGGCACUCAUGUUUGCAUGGUGUUUGAAGUGCUUGGACACAACCUGCUGAAGCUCAUUAUCAAGAGCAAUUAUCGAGGUAUCCCGAAGCAGAAUGUGAAGUGUAUAAUUCGCCAAGUUUUAGAAGGUCUUGACUAUUUGCACACAAAGUGCAAUAUUAUCCACACAGACAUUAAACCUGAAAAUGUUUUGAUUUGUGUUGAUGAGGCAUACAUUCGGAAGCUGGCAUCUGAAGCAACAGUUAUGCACUCGAUGGGAAUGAAACUACCAACAUCUCUAAUCAGCACUGCUCCUAAAGAGUUCCAGGGCCAGGUUCUUAAUGCAAAAAUGUCCAAGAAUAAAAAGAAAAAGCUGAAGAAGAAAGCUAAAAAGCAAACUGCACUUUUACAACUGCAAAUGCAACAAAUUGAAGAGACAGAAAAGACUAAAGAACUGACAAAAACUGGUUCAGAUGAAACAACUACUCCCAGUGAAUCAACACCUAGUGAUACAACUGUCUCCAUUGAGAAAAAGGAAGAAAACGAUGCUUCUAGAAAGAUAAUCAAUGGCUGUACCAAGAGUGAAGAGACUGAAGAAACAGUGGCAAGAAGUAUGGGUGCGGGUGAAGGUGAGAUGGAUAUUGAAGUGGCAGUAGAUGAAGUAGCUAAUCAAACACAAGAAAUGUCUGUUUCGGGUGCAUCAACCCCUAAUGAAGCUUUACUUGGAGAAGGAGAGGGUGAUAUGUGUGAGCCAAUGUGUACAAGUCCUGUACCCUGUCAACCAGUUGAAACUGAAGUUAAAAAAGAAAUAAAAGAGGAGCCAGAGUCCGUCAAAACGGCACCUGAUGAAGAGUUGCCUCCCGAGGAAGCGGUGGAUGAAGCUGUUGAUUAUGAAAACUGGGAUGCCACCAAGGGUGAACCAGCUGAUUCCAAAAAGAAAGGAUCUUGGAAAGGCAAAGAUGAGCCAGACCCAUCCAAAGAUAUUUGUGAAUUGCAUGUUAAAAUCGCAGAUUUGGGAAAUGCAUGUUGGGUCCACAAGCACUUUACAGAGGACAUUCAAACUAGGCAGUAUCGUUCAUUGGAGGUACUAUUAGGUGCAGGUUAUUCAACAUCUGCAGAUAUUUGGAGUGUUGCUUGUAUGGCAUUUGAAUUGGCAACCGGAGACUACCUCUUUGAACCUCACUCAGGAGAGGAUUACUCAAGGGACGAAGACCAUCUUGCUCAUAUCAUUGAGCUUCUGGGUGAGAUCCCGAAGAGAAUAAUCCAAUCUGGAAAGAACUUCCGCCAAUUCUUCAAAAAAACAGGGGAACUGAAACGUAUUACAGGGUUGAAGCCAUGGGGUUUGUAUGAAGUGCUGACUGAAAAGUACAACUGGUCCCAUGAAGAUGCAGAUGAGUUUGAGGACUUUCUCAGACCAAUGCUAGAAUUUGAUCCUGUUAAAAGAGCUACAGCAGCACAGUGCCUUGAACACCCCUGGCUUAAAUAUUGAGGUCUGUUCCAUCCCUAGCAAGAAUGAAUUGGAGCUUCUGUCAGUUUUACAUUGACUCAACUUGUAAUCAAUGUCAUUCUGACAUUAGUCUGUUGGCUUGGGUUUAUGAGUUGAUAGAUUUAUAGGCGUGAGCUAUUUGUGUAUUGCUUUGCAUCUGUUUCCUGUUGUAGGUUUCUGACAUUUAUACACUUGUCGUUUCUGAAACCCUUUCCCAUUGGUAUUUUUGAAAUUUUUGAUGCUCUUGGCUUUUACUUUUUUUCAUAACUUUCCUUUUCUUAAAUAUUUUCUAACUUUGCUGACUGGAGUAAUCCUAUAGCUGCAAAACCUAUUACAAAAAUUUCUGUGUCUCUUAAAUUUGGUGUGGAAUGCAACUGUUACUCUCAUUUGGUGUGGUUUCCUUCAGCAAAGCUUUGCAGUCCUAUAUUACCAAAAUUUCUUGUCUGUAAAGUAUACAUUGAACUAAAGUUUAAGAAGGGUAAGUUUCGGGACUGACCUGAAAUUCAACGUGUACUCAGUGAUCUUCCAAUUAAAUAUGUCUGCAUUUAGCUUUCACAACACUUAGUUUUGAUAUCGCAUCUAUUAGCUUACACCUUAAUUUAAAGGAUACAUGCAAAAUACCUCAACAAAUUUUUAAAUGCCGUCUGUACAUAAGGAAGUAAAGACAUGUAGGAGACACCAAUUGAUUUAAAUUUAAAUUAUUGUAUGACCCACUUCCAUAAAAACAAAACAAUAAUGUAUAUGUGAUGUCCAAAAAUCAGAAAUCAAAUUAGUUAAAAGUAAGAUUAAUUUAAAUUGUCUUUGGCCGUGUAUAGCUUUAGAUUAGCUAGUUGUGUCCUGCCGUUGUGAAUAGAUUAUUUAUACCAUUCAUGUAAAUUAACGCUCUAGACCAGAACCCAAUGUUUGGAAAAUUUAGCACUGAAAUUUGAUACUAUAUUUGCAUUUUAAAGUUUAUGCAUGGUUGUUAUUGAUGCUGUAUAUGUACUCUUGUUAAGUUGGAAACCUACAUGUACUGAGUUCAAUAAUGAAUGAGUGAUAGAGGAUAUAUUUAUUAGUCAUUUUUGGAAGGUCCAUCUAAGCAACAGUAUCUGUUUAUGCAAAACUGCUGAUGUUGUAUCAUUUAGCAUCAGAAGAUUUGUUGUAUACCUUCAUGGCUACUUAUGUAAAAAUUCUUAUUUUAGGGACACCUUGGAUUAGUCAGUACAAAUUUUGAAAAGAAAUUUUUCACUGAUAAUAUGCUGCAAAGUUGAAAACAUCAGUGCCCUUGGUCUGUUUUUGUGACUAUUUUUGCCAGUUUAGGAAAUGAGUAGAAAACCAUUGUGAUAUGGCUUAUGUGCUGGAAGCCCUUACAACAUCUUGAGUGCAUAGCUUCGUCUUUUUGUUGUGUUUUUAGUACUAAAUGGAUCCUUAUUUUUAAUUGUGUUUUUUAGGAUGUUUUAUAUGUGUACGUGCUGAAAAUUGGCACAAAAGCUUCAUCCAUAUUUGGCAUUCAUUGUAAGUGUUUGUCUACAAGGUUAUCUUCUGGCUGAACGUAUUCAGAUUGUUUCUCAAUCCCAAAAUCUAAUUUAAAUUAAAGUUUAACAUGUGUAGGGGAAGGGAAGAAAGUGGGCACUUACUUAUAAUACGCAAGGAAGGGCUGUGUGAGUUAUGACCUGUAGCAGCUUUCAAUUUACGCUUGUACUCAUCUGUUCAUUUGUAGAAGGGUUCAAUUCCAUCAAACUCCUUUUUUAAAUAAAAAAAGAAAUAAAAGAUAUGAGAGGUACUGACAAAAA
Molecule: messenger RNA, 3964 nt
Organism: Frankliniella occidentalis (western flower thrips)
Lineage: Eukaryota; Metazoa; Arthropoda; Insecta; Thysanoptera; Thripidae
Gene: SRPK
Product: SRSF protein kinase 3
Exons: 3
Coding region: 222-2195 (657 amino acids)
Biological process (GO): regulation of mRNA processing; spliceosomal complex assembly; protein phosphorylation
Molecular function (GO): ATP binding; protein kinase activity
Source: RefSeq, a predicted model, not a curated record